AUUCUUCUCCUUGUAGAAACCCUUUUGAAAGGUCGCCUCAAAGGCUUGGAGCCCUUCCGGUUAUUGGUGUUGCACAAGAGGAGCUAAGCCGCAGGAGAAAAGAGAGAGAGGCGCAGCAUGAACGGCCCUUCUUGGUACGGUGUCAUCAACAGCGGCAGCAGCAAAAGCUUUGUCGUAUACCUCCUCGCAGCGUCAUCCCUCGCUGUAGCCUCCACCUUCUUCAUCUCCCACGGCCCGUCCUCUCCCUAUGGAUUCCAAGACCAGCACGUCAUCCUGUCCUCUCGAUCCGUUCGAGUCUGGCCUGAGCUCGAGGUGAACUGGAGGAGCGGCUUGGCCACCGUCAUUGGCUUCCUGGGCUCCGCCUUCGGCACCGUCGGCGGUGUCGGCGGUGGCGGCAUCUUCGUCCCCAUGCUAACCCUUGUCGUCGGCUUCGAUGCCAAGUCCGCUGCUGCCCUCUCAAAAUGUAUGAUCAUGGGGGCAUCGGCUUCAUCAGUGUGGUACAACCUCAGAGUGGCGCACCCUUCCAAGGAAGUGCCCAUCAUAGACUACAACCUGGCUCUGCUGUUCCAGCCCAUGCUGAUGCUGGGGAUCACCAUCGGUGUGGAGCUCAGCGUGGUCUUCCCCUUCUGGCUCAUCACCAUCCUUAUCAUAAUUCUCUUCAUAGGUACUUCCUCAAGGUCAAUGUUCAAGGGAGUUCAGAUGUGGAAGAAGGAAACUCUCUUCAAGAUGGAGAUGCGGAAGCAAGAGGAGGCUAAAUCCAAUCAGGAAGUGGAGGGCAUCGACACAACAAGCGAGCCUCUCCUUCAUCGGCCGGAGAAAUCCAUGCUUGAGGCGUUGCGGUUCAACAUAAGGUGGAAGGGGAUCUCGGUCCUGCUGGUCGUCUGGUUCUCAUUUUUACUGCUUCAGAUCCUAAAGAACAAUUCAGAGACCUGCAGCCUUUUCUACUGGGUUGUAAACAUCUUGCAGUUUCCGGUGGCGCUAAGCGUGUUCUCGUGGGAGGCGACGAAGCUGUGGAGGGAGAGCCGGCAGCGGCGAAUGCAGGGCAACUGGGAGUCCGUCUGCGAGGCCUCCAUCGAGUGGACAGGCAUGCAGCUGGUGUUCUGCGCCUUCUGCGGUCUUCUCGGCGGCACCGUCGGCGGGCUGCUCGGCUCCGGCGGCGGCUUCAUCCUGGGCCCCCUCCUCCUCGAAAUCGGAGUCAUCCCGCAGGUAGCCAGUGCCACAGCAACCUUCGUGAUGAUGUUCUCCUCAUCCUUAUCAGUGGUGGAAUUCUACUUCCUGAAGAGAUUUCCCAUCCCCUAUGCUCUCUAUCUCAUUUCUGUGUCUGUGAUGGCCGGCUUCUGGGGACAGUUCUUCGUCAGGAAGCUGGUAAAGUUUUUGAAAAGAGCAUCAAUCAUUGUCUUCAUUCUCUCCUCGGUCAUCUUUGCCAGCGCUCUAACCAUGGGUGUUGUUGGCACUGAGAAGUCGAUUACUAUGAUUAAGAACCAUGAGUACAUGGGAUUUCUCAGCUUCUGCGAGAAAUAGAAAUGGGACUGCAACCUGUAUUACCUAGUUAAUCAGAUCAUCUCUAGCAUAAACCAUUAAAAGCUUUCAUGUUCUUGUUUGGUCAGCACCUUGCUGACCCCCCCAAGUAAUGCACGUCCAGUUAUGGGAUUUGCAUUUGUCAACGGUGGAAGUGCUGGUCAAUACCCAAUUGACCGUAUCAUCUCCAGCAUAAUCCAAUAAAGCCCGCAUUUAUCAUUAUUGUUGGUCGGUCAGCUCCUUGUUGACCAUAUCAUUUGCUGUUCCAGCUAUAGCAUUGCGUCCAUCAUCAAUUGUUGAUUUGUGUGUGAAAUGAAGUAAAAACAUAAUAUCAGUGAACUUUGUGCUACA
Messenger RNA from Musa acuminata AAA Group (dessert banana), 1869 nucleotides. Its product is annotated as sulfite exporter TauE/SafE family protein 4. The record is from RefSeq and is a predicted model, not a curated record. NCBI's taxonomy places the organism in Eukaryota, Viridiplantae, Streptophyta, Magnoliopsida, Zingiberales, Musaceae. Bases 118 to 1521 code for a protein of 467 amino acids. Gene Ontology annotation, biological process: protein ubiquitination. Gene Ontology annotation, cellular component: membrane; Cul4A-RING E3 ubiquitin ligase complex. The transcript is spliced from 12 exons.